GAUACCGUGGUGGAUCAUUGGCACUUGCAAUCUGCCGGAUGUUCUACAAGAAAGCAGGAGCGCAUUUAAAUGUAGUGUGGCAUAGCAGUAGUCGUAGAAGUAUAAAUGCGUCUUACCAGAAGCUGCAGUCGAGGAUUGUGGACGGCUGAGUCAUUGAGCAGGGCCUGGGAAUCAGAACAUUGGACCCAUGUCAGAGGCUUUCACCCUCCACUUGUCUCAAGAGACACCAAGAAGCUAGAGGCGAUUACACGCGUGGACGGGAAAUUACGGGGCACAACAUUACAGAUGCUUGAGGAGCCAUUCUGUGACACGUCGCUUUGUUGACUCACGGCGUCACCGGCUCCAUGACGCUCUAAUUACAUGUAAUAACGAACAACACUGUGGUAGCGCGUCACGCACGUCACUGACUGCACCCAUCAGCAGUUGAUGCGAAACAAGUCACUGCGUCACCAAACAUUAGCCGCUGUAGCUAACAAUCACUCAAUCUCGACGUCUGCGUCACAACAAACUGAAGGGAAAUGUGAAGAGGCGCUUACUUCAAUCGCUCCUUCAGAGCUGGACGACAUCUCUGCGGGCUUCCGCGCAGACAAGGACGCCGGCCAGGCGGCUGCGAGCCGGGAGAGAGGGAACUCCAGCUUCCAGGCCCGGGACUACACAGCAGCAGCCCUGCACUACUCCCAGGUGAGGAGCGCGGCCUGGGUGCGGUCCGCUAAAAUCAUGCCCGUCUGCUUCCAGGGGAUAUGUCUGGCGCCUCAAGGCUCUCCUCAGCUGAGUUUGUGUUUCGCCAACCGAUCGGCUGCUCUUCACCGCCUGCGUCGGUACCAGGAAUCCCUCGACGACGUGGACAGAGCCGGACGCAGCGGCUACCCCGCUCAUCUCUCUCACAAACUGGAGGCCCGUCGAGCGUCCUGCCUCCAACACCUCUCUGGCCUCACUCACGGUGCCGCCUCAGAGCCAGGUGAAGAACUCCGGUUUGGCCUCUCGCCACGCGCUGACGUUCGUUUCAGCACGGAGAAAGGUCGACACCUCGUGGCCACAGACGGGAUCGCUGCUGGGGAAGUGAUAGUGCGUGAGAAGCCGCACAGCUGCGUCCUCAUUCCCUCAGCGACGGCGGGCUUCGGAACAGAGCACAGACGUUGUCACCUGUGUUUGAGAGAGACGCUGUGUCUCGUGCCGUGCGAGGGUUGCAGCUACAGCCGCUACUGUUCGGCGGCCUGUAUGGAGGCGGCUUGGCAGGAGCACCACCGCUGGGAGUGUCCGCUGAUGGCGCACCUGCGCGCGCUGGGCGUACUGUCGCACCUGGCUCUCCGGGUGGCGCUCAAGUCCGGACCCAUCCGUGCCACCGGUGAUGCCGCAGAAACGCUUCACAAGGACUCGGACGUGAGCAUUUUUCACCUGCUGCACCACCUGAACUCCCUCAGCAGCAGCAUGCGCUUCCUGUGCGCGGUGACGGUGGCUGCACUCUGCAGGAAGCUUUACAGCACGGGACGGACGCCGGCGUCCUGGGACGCCCCAACAACUGAAGGAGCAGAGUCAGGCGGCUCACUGGGAGGUGCGGUUCUGAGACACUUGCUGCAGCUGAGGUGCAACGCCCAGGCAGUGGUGGCGCUGCAGGACACAGGUGUGUCACACUCCUUGGUGCAGUCCAGCCAAGAAGUCCGCAUCGCCACGGCUCUGUUCUCCACUCUCAGCCUCCUGAAUCACUCCUGUUGCCCCAACACCAGCCUGGUGUUCACGGCCGGACAAACCACAGAGGGAGACGCUGCCGGCAGUAAACGUGGCGUCACGGCAACCGUCCGAGCGGCCGCGGCCGUCCAGCCUGGACAGGAGAUCCUGCACUGCUACGGUCCUCACAGCAGUCGGAUGCCGACUCCGCAGCGGCGGCGCCUCCUGCAGGAGCAGUACUUCUUCCUGUGCCGGUGUGAAGCCUGCAGCCAGCAGGAGCAGGACACGUCGCCGGACAGACACCUGAGGUGGGCUCAGGGAGGCGGGGCAAACACGUCGGGGCUGCGAUGCAGCGCGGGUCGAGGCUCUCUAGAGCAGUGCGGUGACAGUCGCGAGCACCUGUGUGUGGCGCCACCUUGUGGCCGUCACUCCCCCGGGUCUGGAUCGAGCGGGACACUUCAGGCGAUUCAGGUGGACCUGGUGAAGGCGGUGGACCUGCUGGAGGCCGACAGAGCAGAUGAGGCUCUGGCUCUGCUGGAUCGAGCCAGCCGACAGUCAGAGCUGGCACUUGAGGAGACGCAUCCCACGCGUGGGGAGCUGGCUGAUGCCACGGCCAGAGCCUUCGCCACCAAGGGGGAGUGGACGAAGGCGGCGUCACAUCUGGAGCGCAGCGCCGCCGUGAUUGGCUCCCAGUACGGCCAGGCCAGCGUUGAAAUGGGUCGACAGCUUUUCAAAUUAGCCCAGCUGCACUUCAACGGCGGAGCCAGGAGGGCGGCGCUCGCCGUCAUCCCCCGGGCCGAGCGCCUCCUCAGCCUUCACUGUGGUCCUCAGUGCCAUGAGGUCAGGGAGCUGCAGGCCAUGGAGAGGUGUCUGCAGGAGCACAUCACUUCCUGAUGACAGCAAAUAAAGUCAAACACUGAC
Messenger RNA from Synchiropus splendidus (mandarinfish), 2586 nucleotides. RefSeq names its product SET and MYND domain containing 4 (gene smyd4). Gene Ontology annotation, molecular function: protein binding. The transcript is spliced from 9 exons. Lineage: Eukaryota; Metazoa; Chordata; Actinopteri; Syngnathiformes; Callionymidae. The coding region runs from base 427 to 2559 and encodes 710 amino acids. The record is from RefSeq and is a predicted model, not a curated record.